AUGGAGACAGAUUCCAUAUAUUUUCCGCUCAAACGCCAUCCUGUUGCCUCUGCUAAGGCAGGGCGAACGGGUAUCAUGCCUAUAAAGCCCCCAGAGCCCAAGACCAGCACCAAGCCGGUAACGUCGGUCGUCAUCAGCGGCGAAGCCACUUUUGCGCAAGCAUCGCACCCCUCAUCCAGCGCUGUCUUCGAGAGAAACAACCGAAGAUGUCCCCGCUGCGUGGAGCUGUGCGAAAACAAGAGAAGAAAGAGGAAACGAGGAGGAAUGAGUCCACAGAUCAAAGCCUGUGGACUUUGA
Colletotrichum tamarilloi is the source of this 297-nucleotide messenger RNA. RefSeq lists its product as uncharacterized. The transcript is spliced from 2 exons. Bases 1 to 297 code for a protein of 98 amino acids. The record is from RefSeq and is a predicted model, not a curated record. Lineage: Eukaryota; Fungi; Ascomycota; Sordariomycetes; Glomerellales; Glomerellaceae.